GAAUUGGGUGUGUUAAUGACUCAUUACUUUCAGUUUGAUUGGCAGUUUUGACGGAUACAAUGCUGCUAAAUUUGUAUGGCCAUGCUUCCGGUUUGGGUCUUCUUUUGUGUGGUGGUCUUUCCACUUUAUUAAAAUUAAUAUUUAACUUUUGUGAGCCAGAGACUUCAAUUUAAUUUUGUCUUACAGUUUUAAUUGGAUGUAUUGUGUGAUCUCAUAUCCAGGCUUUAAAGUAACCAGGGUGUCACUGCCUUCUCACAGACUGUAAAGGCGGAGAAUUAGAUUGUUAGAUGUUAAGAUGAUAUUUAUGUUGAAAAGGCGGGUUUGUGCUUUGAUAAGCCUGUUACCAUUUUUAAUUUGUGCUUCCUAUGCACAGCAGCCUAAUGGCAAUAUCCCUAAUUUUUCCUUUGCCUACUUUAGCCAGAACAACAGCCAGCAAUUGAUAUAUAUGGGAAACGCUUCCUUUUCUUCUGAGCAUGAUUAUAUCGAUCUCACACCCGAUCCAUACGCCACUUUGAACGUUUCUUCAAACGAAACGGCUCCAAAUGUGGCGUUGCAGAACCGCAUCGGAAGGGUUCUCUACCGCCAGCAAAUCACGAUGUGGCCGGCGAGUUUCACCACCGUCUUCACCACGUUCGUCAAAAACAUCACAACUAGUGGCACAGGUGCGCUCACCAAUUUCAAUGGCGACGGUCUUGCCUUCAUCAUUGUUCCGAAUAACAAAAGCUUUUUAGCAAAGAGCUACGGGGCUUUCCUCGGCCUCUUCGACGGCUCCACAAACGGAAACACGACCGAGCAGCUUGCCAUCGAAUUCGACACAUAUGCCAACGAAUUCGACCCGGACAACAAUCAUGUGGGCAUCGACAUCCAGAGCAUCACUUCCAACGUAACAGCCAAUAUGGGAGAGCACGGCAUGGACAUCAAGGCCGGGCGGGCUAUACAGGUGCGGGUGGACUACGACGGGUGGAAUAAAUCCCUGCAAAUCUAUGCUCGCUAUGCAAACAAUACUUCGGGCUACGCAAGCAUUCUGAACCACACGGUGGAGCUGGAAAAAACUGUUCCAAGAUCGGCAUAUGUGGGAUUUUCUGCGGCAACAGGGAAUUCAUACGAGAUACACAGAAUUCUCGACUGGAAUUUCAGUUCCGUGACGUUACCGGAAUCUUCUCUGGAUUUGUCUCCACUGGGAACCCCAGGAGGAUCGGGCGGUGGAGUCAAUAUAGGCGUCUUGGUGGGAUCCAUUACAGGUGGAUUAGUCGUGGUGGGAUUAGUAACCUCAUGGUUCGUGGUUAGAAGAAUGAAAAAGAAGAAUCAGGCUAGAUCAACUCUUAACAGAGAAAGCUUCAGCGGGGAACUAGCAGCGAUGCAAAACGCACCUCACAGGUACUCAUACAGGGAACUUGCCGCUGCCACAAACAACUUCAGCGAAGCGGAGCUUUUGGGAACCGGCGGGUUCGGGAGCGUCUACAGAGGAAACCUUAGCGCCGGAGGGAACGAACAGGUAAAUCUGGUGGCGGUGAAGAAAAUUUCGGCCAAGUCAAGACAGGGGGAAAGGGAAUUCAUCUCGGAAAUCAGCACCAUAGGCCGCCUACGCCACCGGAACCUGGUGCAGCUUCAUGGGUGGUGCCACGAGCGCGAUGAGCUUCUCCUUGUCUACGAUUACAUGCCCAACGGAAGCCUGGAAAAAUUUGUCUACGACAGAAGUGGGGACACGCCCUUGAAUUGGCCGCGCCGCCACAGGAUUUUGUGCGGCUUGGCUUCGGCUCUACUGUACCUGCACGAAGAAUGGGAGCAGAGGGUCAUUCACCGGGAUGUGAAGCCCAGCAAUGUGAUGCUCGACGGGGAAUUCAACGCCCGCCUUGGGGACUUCGGUCUGGCCAGGUUUAUCGAGCACGAUGAUACUAAUCCGGCUGUGACGACCCGACUGGCGGGUACGCCCGGGUACGUUGCGCCCGAGUGCAGCUACACGGGCAAGGCCACCGCAGAGUCCGACGUCUUCAGUUUUGGGAUCGCGCUAUUAGAGGUUGCCACGGGUCGGCGAGUGGUGGACCGCAAGUCUCCAUUGGCUGAAGGGAAUUUGGUGGACUGGGUUUGGGGGCUUUAUAGCGAGGGGAGAGUUUUGCAGUGUAUGGAUCGCAACUUGGAAGGAUCUGAUUAUGAUGGAGAAGAAGUACGAAGGGUGUUGAUCUUGGGACUCGCCUGUUCGCAUCCUGAUCCACAGUUACGCCCUACCGUCAGGCAAGCCCUUCAAGUGCUCAUAAACCCUAAUGAAGAGCUGCCACAGCUACCUUCCAGCAGGCCACUGGCGAUCUAUGUUGUUUUGCCACCGGUUGGAGCUGUGUUUUCUCAGACUUCGUUGUCUUCAAAUAUGGGUGGAGGUGCCGCAUCGUCUAGUCUAAUGGCGGAAAGUAGCGUAGGAUCCAUUACUACUUCGCUACAUCAGGGUAGGUAGUAUUAUUGUACGGUUGUCUUAAUUGUUUUGUCGUCUCCUUUUGUAAUCAUGUCGGUUUAUGCUACACAUUAGUUUUGUUUACCUGUUUGUUUCUAAGCUUCCUUGUCAAACAUGUUUAUAUGAGUAUUCAGUAAUUUUAAUAUGUAGAUCUUAUGAACAGAG
Messenger RNA from Cryptomeria japonica (Japanese cedar), 2608 nucleotides. RefSeq names its product L-type lectin-domain containing receptor kinase IX.1. Gene Ontology annotation, biological process: protein phosphorylation. The transcript has a single exon. The coding region runs from base 296 to 2446 and encodes 716 amino acids. The record is from RefSeq and is a predicted model, not a curated record. NCBI's taxonomy places the organism in Eukaryota, Viridiplantae, Streptophyta, Pinopsida, Cupressales, Cupressaceae. Gene Ontology annotation, cellular component: plasma membrane. Gene Ontology annotation, molecular function: ATP binding; carbohydrate binding; protein kinase activity.